CACAACGAAACAGUUGAUUCAAUUAAUGAAAGUACAUAGGUACCUAGGUGUAGUUGUUCAGGUUAAAAUGUUCCGUAGAUUGUACCUAAUAUUAUUUCAUUAAAUGUUGUACACUUACCUACCUAUCAACAAUGCUGGAAAAUUUUUGGAUGUUUUGUGUUUUGUUCGCGAUUGUUCCCGGUAUAUUGCAAUGCGAUAGUCGAUUGCAACCGGGUUUGUUACGAGAAUUCAACAAUGUUUUCAAUAACCUCUCAAAUCUAGCGUUGAUGCCACGUUUAAUGGAAACACCAGAAUGUCGUCGCGAUUGCGAGAUAUAUCAACAAGCUUUUCUACAAAAUCAAAUGUGGGCUGCCAAAAUGUUCGACACCAAUGGCAGACUACCUGCAGGAAUAUUGAAAGGCAACGUGCAUCAAUUGGGAGAUUUGAAGCAAUGUGUGUCCACUUCAUCUGAAUCAGCAAACGUAGAAGGAAAAUUUUGUCUCAUUAAAAUUUACAUAAAACCAAUGGAAAACAACACAUUUAUGAAAGAAAUUUGGAAAAAUGUCUUUGAUAUAAUAUUGUUCGCGUCUAAGCCUUAUGAGAAAAAUAUUGUUCCUUUUAAUGACGUAAUUCUAUCAACAUUAUGUGUUCCUUCUUCUUGCACUGCUCGUGAAUUGAUGGUGGCAUCGAGAAAAGCGUUAUCAAUUUUUAAUCAUAGCACAUUCGGUCUAGAAGCUCAUGUAGAUGAUUUGAGCGAAGAGAAUUGUGUUAUUAAAGAAGAAUAUUAUAGGAACAAAAUUCCAUUGGCUUAUUCCGCAAAAAUUUUUAUAGUUUUUGUGACUAUUCUUGUAUGUUGUGCCACUGUUAUUGAUGUGUUUUUCUUGCAAAAUGUUCAAAUGAAUGGUAAUUCAAGAGUACUAGCAUUUUCCAAAUCGUUCUCAUUACAACAAAACUGGAAUAGUCUAACAAGUGUUGAAAAUAAUUGUGAUUCCGUUGGUUGCUUAAAUGGUAUAAGAUGCGUAAUAUACUACUUACUGUUCAUGUUGCAUUUCUCCUUAAAAUUCAUAAUUUUUGCCGUCGAUCAAUCGGAUGUCGCUCAAUUUCUACGAUAUCCCUUUCUUACUUCUUUGGUGAAAAAUACACCUAUUGUUUUGGACACAUUGAAUUUUUCAUCAGGAAUUUGUCUUUCCCACAAAAUAGUGAAAUGCUCAACAGAGAAUGAUACAAGAGGAAUAUUGAAAUUGAUGUUCUUCAAGUAUAUUAGGUUCCUAAUGUUCUGGGUUGUUUUUCUUUCUAUCCGAUCGACAGCAGUUAGCAAAAGCAAACUAUUUCUGCUCUAUACUCCAAAAAUGAAAAAUCCCAGCAUUUGGAGCAUCAUAUUUUGCUAUGAAAAUUUUUAUGGCUUGGCAAAUAUGUAUUUCGUACCAACUCACACGUUUUACACAGAUAUUCAACUUUGUUUUAUCGGCUGUCUCAUAUUAAUUCUUACGAGACAUUGUGAGAACAAAAUGAAAAUAUUUUUUUCCAUAGCUUUCGGUUCAUUGAUUUUUAGAUCAUUAUUUCUGUAUUUUUAUCCCGAAAUACCAUCUUAUUUGAUAUUUGGAAUGCCUUUGAACCACUUCUUGAAUAUGAUGAGCUUCAUGUAUGGUACUCCAUUCAGUAGGCUGCCAUUUUACAUGAGUGGAAUCGCAUUGGGAUAUUACGCAGCAAAAAAUCCAAACCAAAAUUCAGCCAUUUCCUCGUUUUACCAGAAAAUUGGAUGGUAUUUUGCAUUAUUUUGUGCAUGUAUCAUAUUGUACUCUCAUUAUGAUAAUAUAGAUCUUCAAUACGAAUACAGCAGCUUCAAUGGAGCUGUUGUCAGCUUCAUUAACUCAUUGUUUUCAAUGAUUUUUCUAAUAUGGGUGGUAUGGUAUUGUGAAAUGUUCAAAAAGUCUUCCAAAGUGUACAGAUUUCUUGCGGAUCCAAAAUUCGUCAUAUUGAAUCGUCUGACUCCAUAUUUCAGCGCUUUACACUUAUUUGUUUUAUAUGUAUGCAUAGCAGAAUCCAAAUUCUCUUUUGAAUUCAAAUUGAACGAAGUACUUGGAUUGGAUUAUUUAUUAUUGACUAUUUUAGUGUGCGGUUACAUCGUCUUAUUCAUCGAUUUACCACUGAAAAAUAUGUGGAAGUAUCUCACAAAGAAAGAUGUUGCAUUAACCAGGAGUAAAUGUGAAUGAAAGGACAUUGACACUGUAAAUCAUUGCCCGUGAACCAACCAGCUGUUAUCUUUGCAAUAACCAGUAUGGGAGUCUCCAUUCAAUAAUCAACGGAAUAACAAAAAUAAUUCGAUUUAAAUUUAAAAUAAUUUUAUUUAACUAUGGAAAACAAUGAUAUGGAGGAAAUUAUAUAAUCUUAAAAUAUAUGUACAUUUUCUUUGAAGGUUUUUUUUUAAAAAUAAUGCGAUGAUUUAUAAUAAUAAUCGAAACUGAAUUACGUAAACAUCUAAAAUCGAAUAGAAUCAGAAUAAAAAAAUUAAAAUAAAUAUUUUUUUUUUCUGUUUUUGGUACUUCUCUGCUAAAAAUAACGUUAUGAUGUUUCAAGUAAAAAUAAAUUACAAUUACCAGUCAAACAAUAAAUAAAAAUAAAUAUUUUAAACAUUAUAUUACAGUAAAAGAAGCUUUUUGUGCUUUAGUAAAUUACAGCCACGUUUAAACCAAAAAAAAAUCAACGGAAACUUCGUUUCUAAAACGCAAAAAUAUAAAGUUAAUCAACAAAACAAAAACAAUUGUUAACGUAAAUUAAAAUAAUGAACAUGUUGAUAAAUUUUUUGGUAUUGAAUUCCGAUACGCGUAAAUUUCGAAUUCCAUAAAAAUUUGUGAAAUGGAAACAGCAUGUAGGUAAGUAUUUUUUCCCCAGAAAAUAUUAACAAAAAUGAAUAUUGCUAAAAAUGGCCGAAAUAUUCAGAUAUGUACAUCUUAUUACAUAUACAUAUUAUUAUUAAAUUACGUUAUCAGUAA
Molecule: messenger RNA, 2972 nt
Organism: Planococcus citri (citrus mealybug)
Lineage: Eukaryota; Metazoa; Arthropoda; Insecta; Hemiptera; Pseudococcidae
Exons: 14
Coding region: 132-2192 (686 amino acids)
Source: RefSeq, a predicted model, not a curated record